AUGCUUCAAGAGUACUUGAGAAAUCAAGAAGAGAGUACAAAGAAGAUGGAGAGAAGAAUCGAUUUCAUCCAUGAGAGCCUUGGAAACAAAUCUGAAGUCCUAUUCAAGCAAGUGAUCAAGCUUGAUGAAGACAUUAAGAAGUUAAGAGAGGAUCAUGAUCGAUCUUUGACCCUAGUUAAGCUUGAUGUUGCUUCCAAAUAUCAAGAGUUGCUGAACAAGAGCAUGAGAAUUGAAGAUACUAGCUAUGGCAAUAGCAAACAUCUUGGAUCAAUCUACAACCGCCUACAAGCCCUUGAAGGAUCAUCUCAUGCCAAUUACAAGAGAGAGAGGAGUCCAACACCCAACCACCCUCCCUUUUAUUGCAAUGCCAUCACAAGAAGAAGCACUACUCAAGUCCAUGAGGACAAUGAAGAAGAAGAAAGAGAGUAUGAGGAACAAUUGAAUGAUGAAGAUGAAGAGCAGAGCAUCGACAUCAAUGCUUCCCCAAAACAGAGCAUGGAUACACCAAGCCCUAGAGACCCUCGUUUCUCACCAAGAAGUCAAGCUUCUACACUUCCAAGAUUGGAAGCAAUGCAAAGACCAUCACCACCUACUGAAGAAGAAGAUACUUGGCAGUAUGAUCCCAUUGAUCCCAACAAGAUAAGCCCCAUGAAGCUUAAAGAGUUCAAUGCUAAGGUGAAAUCACUUCCAUUCUAUGUCACUUUUGAAGAAGCUUGGGAUAAACAUGGUCUAGUGGAGUUCUUUUUCACAACUAGUGAAAACAAAGAAGAGAUACACCAACUUUUCAGGAAGGCUCGAUUUCCCAUUGCCCCUCAUGGAGUCAAUCAACCACCAUCACCACCAUCAUCACCACCACCCAGUGGUAUGUCAAUUCCAUAUCAAGAGAGAAGCUUGCUGAGUUCAAUCAGUUUGUCCAAACUCUUCCAGCCAGCAUGUCUUUCAAAAGCUUGGCGCCACUACCCAUUCACCCCUUUCUUCCACAACUGCAAGGAGACACCUGAGGACAUAAAAGAGCUUUUUGAGAAAGCUAAAGUUCAGCCAACCUUCAAGACCCUCUACAAGAUUGAAGACCCAGGUCAAUUCUCUAUUCCCUGUCAAGUAAAUGGUCAUUACUUUGAUAGAACACUAUGCGAUUCUGGCUCUUGCAUAAACCUCAUGCCAACCCAAACCGCCAAACUCCUUGGCAUCACACGCUUGCAACCUGCUCAAAUUAGUAUUGGACUUGCUAACCAUACUAUAGCCAAGCCAAGAGGAGUUGUUGUUGAUGUUCUUCUAGAGAUUGGAGAUAUCAAGAUCCCGGUGGACUUUCAUGUCAUAAACAUUCAAGGAGGAUGUGACACACCAUUGAUACUAGGCCGACCCUUUUUGGCCACUGCUGGAGCUGUCAUGGACCUUCCAAACCGGCGAAUGUCCUUAGCCAAUGUGGACAAGACAGUCUUUUACAAGACCAUACCAUUCAUCGCACCAAACAAGCUGUCUUACCUCAUCACUGCCCAAGGCCGCCCAAGAGAGCCACCAGACCACACUCAAGGUCACAAUGAGACAAGAACUAAAAGACUAUGUCUCAGGCCGUGCCCUUACCCCAUCUCCAACUAA
This is a messenger RNA of Microthlaspi erraticum, 1596 nucleotides long. The record is from the annotation of a GenBank genome assembly. NCBI's taxonomy places the organism in Eukaryota, Viridiplantae, Streptophyta, Magnoliopsida, Brassicales, Brassicaceae.